Molecule: messenger RNA, 2061 nt
Organism: Psilocybe cubensis
Lineage: Eukaryota; Fungi; Basidiomycota; Agaricomycetes; Agaricales; Agrocybaceae
Exons: 12
Coding region: 1-2061 (686 amino acids)
Source: RefSeq, a predicted model, not a curated record
AUGAGUGACGUGGCUCUCCCACCAGCAUACAAGGUUUCUUCUCCAGAUGACUCUACAGUUACUGUAGGCAAUGUGGACAAAUCACUCCCGAAGUACAAUGUACCGUCGACCUUCUCUAUCGGAAACGCGGUCACAGAACCACUUGUUGGUCUUCGGGAGAUCAAGGGACAUUUAAUUAUCUUGGGUGCUUUUGCCGAGCUAAAGAAGAAAGUCGAAAGUGUAGACACGAGCAACGCGUUAUACUCUCCUGUCAAUGAAGACCAAAAAUGGGCAUGGUUUGUCGGUUUAGCUGUAGAACGGUUCGACGUAUGGUGCAGAGCGCUUACUAGGGACACAGAGAAAGACGUGAAACCUGUCGUCCUGCCGCCUUUGGAUGUUAUCAUGGUUUGGCAUUCAUAUAUGCUCAAUCCGCGAUGGUACGCGGAGGAUUGCAUGAGAAUUGAUGCCUGCAAGAAUUUGAAGAGCAUGGAACCAGCGUUCUGUGAACUUCUGCUCGACCCUUCUCCGAUACUCUCAGAAGCACCUUCUAAGAGUCGACUUGACAACUGGAAAUAUUUGACAGGAUUAGGAUUCAACCUGUUGGACGAAAUGGCUAACAUGAAAACGAAAUCAAUCCUGUGCCCUAUGUGUAACACGGCUCUCGAUGUUGACUACAUUAACAAAGAGGGCACAGGGUAUCUUCAACAGAAGUUCAGCGCCGUUUGUGUCAAAGAUGGAUGUUCAUUUGGAGAAAUAAAUAAAGAGAAACUGGCCCUUGGAAAACUUGCACGAGACCUUGCGAUGAAGACUUCGGAUGCUCCUGGAGACCACCUGCCGGGAACGUUCUUUACAGCCUCGUCUGCUGACGUGAAAAAAGGUCAAAAAAUAAAGAAAAUAUUACAUUGGGAAAUAGUGCAUGCGUCCAAUAAAACUCCAGCCGAGGCCAACUAUACGUACGGGAGUCACGAUCUCUACCUUGCAAUAAUGUCAUUUUCGAAAUACUCUCUUUCCCCCAUGAGAGAGCAAAUGGGACUCCCAUAUCAACCUCGUCUGGUUAGUAGGAUAAUGAGCGCUUAUAACGAUGAGAAAAUCUACUCGGUGGAGCUUGUUGGUGCAGUUCUUCGUCAAGGCUCCUUUGUCAAUAAAAUGCACGGCCUUGGAUGGACAAAAUCCGGAUUUUUUGACGAGCCAGGCGACGAACUCGUUCUCCAGCAUGGGCUUGCUAGAUAUCAUGCUUUUCUGGAUCUCAUGUCAUCGUCUCCUGUCUCGUUCUUUGUACCGACGUUGGACAUUGAUCUCAUUUGGCAUACGCAUCAACUUCAGCCUGAGAAAUAUGAGAAAGAUGGCAAACAGUACCUGGCAAAAUUUAUUGAUCACGACGAUAAAGUAGAAGGAAUACGGUUGUCUUCGGCUUUUGAUAUCACCUGCCGUGCCUGGAAAGAACGGUUUAACGUCACAUAUACGCACUGUGGAUGCCCAGUUCCGGGAGAUACGAUAGGAAAGCGUUUAUCACGCAUGAUCGGGAUGUAUUCACAACCUACGACGACUCCACACUCUCACCUUUUCCCGAUUACUCGCCUGGAUGUCCUCGCGGCUACGCAUCCAAGUGAUCAUAACACCGUUCGUUUCAUAGCGAAAAACAAACGGGAGCACAAAGUUGCGUUGCGGAAGUACGAAAGCCUCAAAAAGAAAAAAGAGAAGGAGCACAAACUUCAGAGUGUAAAGAACGAGUCAUCCGAUAUCCCUACCGCGAACAGGCGAGAUGAGAAGGCCAUCUCAGACGAUUCUGUCGAUGGCGAGUCUAAAUUUCGAAAUUAUGCAGCUCAUGAUAUGAUUCCCUUCUUGGUACCUGUACCGAUGUUCUAUUUUGGAGGUGAGUUGCCUAGUGGUGAGGCAUGUGUUGCCACCGGAGGACUCGCAGGGUUUAUUGCGGGAGGGGGUGCGGAGGUGGUGGCGGGGGUGAUUGUGGUGGAGGGGGAUGUGGCGGAGGCGGAGGAUGUGGAGGAGGAUGCGGAGGGGGUUGAAAAGAAGCUGGGCGUGUUCUCGCUCGUUCAGGAUUGCAUGAAGUUGCUCAUUAAUUAA